Molecule: messenger RNA, 4156 nt
Organism: Brassica napus (rape)
Lineage: Eukaryota; Viridiplantae; Streptophyta; Magnoliopsida; Brassicales; Brassicaceae
Exons: 2
Coding region: 993-3869 (958 amino acids)
Source: RefSeq, a predicted model, not a curated record
AUCACUCAUUUGAUGAUCUCAGUUCAAGACUUUAUUUUAAUUAUUUAUCUUUGUUAACAUGAAGCAGAAUUAGGCUGCUAGACUUGAGAAUUAAGCUGCCAGACUUGAAAACCUUUAUAAGGUUUUAUAAGGUUUUAUAAGGUUUAUUUUUAAGGCCCAUUUAGAGACCAAGGAGCAUGUUCCUUGCCUUCUCUAUAAAUAUGUGUCUGAAAACCCUAAUAGAACUAUCCAAUCUUUUAUUUUCAGACUCUUGUCUCUCUCUGACGGCUGCAAGUCUUCUUGUAGAUCUGAGUGUUCUUGAGUCUUUGUUAGUGUGUCAUAUCUAUCAAAACCACAAGAGUGUUUGUCUUGGUGUGUCAUAUCCAAGGGAUUCACUUAGGAGUAUCAAGGAGACCUCUCACAUCUCUUUGUGUCACCAUUCAUUCCACAAACCUUGAAGCUGAUUGAGUCUUUGAUUCUCUGUUUGCAAGGAUCUAUCCCAUUCCAACCAGAGAAGCAUCCUAGGAGUGUAUUAUUUGGUAUCAGAGCAAAUCUCUGGAAGGAAGUUUCUAAACUCUCUAUUUCUAUUUUCAAUUUCGAAAUUUUCUUAUGAACCCUAGAUCUGGAAAAAACAAAAAAAAAAUCUGAAAUUGUUCUAAUCUGUUUAGAUCUGUUCUGUUUGGGUUUGUGGUCGAAAUUCUCUGUCUAGAUUUGAAUCUGAUUCGAUUUGGGCUUGAAUAGGUUGAGAUUCUCUUGAUCUAUUUGAGUUUUUGGUCAAUCUGUUCUAGAUCUAAUCUCAGGUUGAGUAUCUGAUUAUUGUCUGAUUUAGGGCUUGUUAUUUUCAAUCUGAGUUCAAUAUUGACAUAUCUGUUGUUCUGUGCUUUGAAUGUGAUAAAUCUGAGAAUUUUUAUUCUAGAUCUGUGCUGAAUCUGUUUCAUCUCUUGUUUGUUUUCCUUAUUUAAUUUUGAUUUCGAACUACUUACUGGCUUAGUCUUUCUCUUGUCUCAGGUACCAUGGCAGGAGAUCAAAAAGGAGAACUCACUAAGGAUGAAAAGCUUUUACUUAAGGCUAUGAGUGCUCAGAUGCAGGAGAAGAUGAAAGCCAGCCUUGAUAAAUUCCGACAUGAGUUGAGACAGGAACUCCAACAAGCUACUGGUCAGAGUUUUGAGUCUAGAAGCAGUGAGAGGAGACAAAGACGUGGGCAUGAAGGCCGAAGCAAUCACAAAGAUAAAUUGGCUGAUCAAAAGCUAAAAAUCCCUCCUUUCUAUGGUGAUGCUGACCCUGCUGCAUACGUGGAGUGGGAAGAGAAAAUGGAGUUGAUUUUUAACUGUCAACACUCUGCUGAAAGAAAGAAGGUUCAAAUGGCUACUGCUGAGUUUUAUGGUUAUGCUUCUAGGUGGUGGAAUCAAUUGGUGUCAUCUAGGAGACACGAUGGAAAAGAACCAGUUACAACCUGGGUUAAAUUAAGGGCUUUGAUGCGUCAUAAGUAUGUUCCAAGACAGUACAACAAGGAAGUGCUUCGAAAACAGUCUGAAACAAAGCCAUGCUCUGCAAACUCAGUUCAGAAACAACAAGUCAGUAUGAGAUCAAUUCCAGCCAGUGUUAUUGGUUUACCUAGCAAGACAACAAGCUGGUUCAGUCAGGAGGACAUAAAGAAGCUGUCUCAAGUGGUUAUGGAUGUUGAGAAACAACUCAGAGAGACCUACACCACACGUCCAUCCUUAGAAGAACAGAACCAGGAGUCAAUCACUUCAGUCUCAGAACUUAAUUCAGCAGAGCCGGUAUCAGCUACAUCUAUUCAAGGAGAUCAAGGCAAAGAAUCAUCAUCUAUCAUUCAGAAAGAAGAGCAGCCUAUUCAGAAAUUCAUGGUUCCUUUCAAACAAGACAUGGUAGCAGAGGAGACACCCAGGGAACCACAGGCAGCUCGCAGAUUGACUAAACUAAUUGUCUUUGAUCCAUAUGAUUUCCAAAAGACCUUCUUAGGUACUUUUCUGAUCAGACCUUUUGUUUGGAGCAAGGCCAGAGAGGUGGAGCUCUCAAGACACGAACUGGGCUUGAAGCAUGUUGUAUUUGAGCCUGGAGGAGACUUGUGGGAUCACAGGAACAAUGACAUAUUGAUUAAGAAGAAAUCGGCAGCACCCACAAGUGAUUUUGGUGAUCUUUUACCAACAGGAGAUAAAGUGAUGCACGUCUCAGCUCAGCAAGAGUUUCACUAUGAAACCAAUUGGAGAGUGUUACCCACUCAGUCCUUAAUCCAACAAACAAAACAACGAAGCAAAUGGCCACCUGAUCCUCAAGAUAUUGUCCAUUUUGCAAAACAUAUCGCUUUGGAUCAUUUCCGAGAGAUGCUUAACUCUGAUUGGACUGGAAGGUUACAGAUCUACUUUUGGAAACCUGGAGCAUAUGACAGCAUAUUUAUAAUCCUUGGGGAGUGCUCUGCUCGUACUAGAACCAGCUGGGGUAAUAAAGAGUUGGAAGCUGAUAAAAAUGCCUUGCUUCUUGAUCAUGUCAAGGUGUGGAAGCCACCAGAUUUGCAAAAGCUUCAAUACCAUUUCAGAGAUUGUCAAACCAUGAGUGGAGAUGGAGAUUUCACUAGAGUAAAUGGUAAAGUGAUUACUGGAGCAGGAGGAGAACUCAUGUUUUUUUCUCAAAUCAAGGAGAAACCACCAGAUGGACUCAGUCUACAUCAAUCUCCAAAUAAACCAACCCGAGGUAACUAUCUAAACUCAAAGAAAAAUAUGAAACCUGAUUUGCUUGCUGUUGGAACAGGUAAAAUUGUUUUGAGGUCUACACUUUUCGAAAAGAGGGGCCAUAAUGAUCAGAGUGUCAAUUAUGAGUCAUUGGCUAAGUUGGAGACGCAACAAUCAAACUGUCUAGCCGCCAGCUUUGACAUAGGAGCAGUCCGAGGAACAUAUCUCAACAAACAAAAGGAAUUAAGCAACAAACUCGACUGCAAUAGAAACUUAACUCAUCUGGGUCUCACGUCGAAUUGGAAUCAUGUCCAAAGCUUCUCAGGUGAAAUAGUUAUGGGUUUUAGAAGUCGGGUGAUCCUGUGUUUGCUUUGUUUGAAAUUUUCUGAGUUUAGAACAUCUCAAUUCUAUCUAUGGCGACCAGGUGAGUAUGUUAAUGUAAGUGAUCAUGUUUUCAAGAAUUCUUUUAUCACUGAUUAUACACAUAUGAUGCACUUGUUUUUGUUAAAAGAGCCAUGUGCAGAUUUUAAGAGAGCUUGGAAGCAUAUAAGAAGAAACUACAAAAAUGAGGAAGAUAAGAGAUUCAAACCACCUGAUCUAGACCAGGAUAACCACCAAGACGUCCCUAGCUUUAUCAUCAUCAAAGAAGCACCUCCAGAUGCAGCCUACAAUCCAAAACCGAGCAGAAACAAAUUUGGGAUAAGACUCUUACUUUAUGACAACUUCGCAUGUGCUAACUUGUUUUGUUUCAGUGUGUGUGAAUCGGGUUUGGGGAAUGCAUCAAGAGUAUGGAGAGCCCAACGUAUCAGUUCCUUCUACCAAACAAAUCCAGUCAGCAACAAUGCCUAUCAAAGAGGCUUGCAAGGUAAGUGUAAUCUCAUUAUCAACGUUAAUGUUACUGACUUGGCUCCUUUUGUUGCAGAUGAGCUAGAUUUGAGGACAAAUCCUUUUCAAGAGGGAGGGGAUGAUAUGAUCAUGGACCAGCCAAAUAAAGAAGAUAAUGAGAGCAUGGAUGAUCCAGCUGAUGGAGGAGCUCUAGCCAUAUCUGAAGGUCCUAUGACUCGAGCCAGAAGCAAGCAACUCAAAGAAGCCAUUGGAGGAUUACUUGAGACAUCACUGAAGCAAGAAGAGAGUCUUGGAAGAAGCUUGAUCAACCAAGACACACUUGCCACAAUUCAAGCAAUCUCAGCUCCAAGAUAGACAUCAAAUGAGCAAGUAACAUAUACUCUUGUCUCUCUCUGACGGCUGCAAGUCUUCUUGUAGAUCUGAGUGUUCUUGAGUCUUUGUUAGUGUGUCAUAUCUAACAAAACCACAAGAGUGUUUGUCUUGGUGUGUCAUAUCCAAGGGAUUCACUUAGGACUAUCAAGGAGACCUCUCACAUCUCUUUGUGUCACCAUUCAUUCCACAAACCUUGAAGCAGAUUGAGUCUUUGAUUCUCUGUUUGCAAGGAUCUAUCCCAUUCCAACCAGAGAAGCAUCCUAGGAGUG